AGAGGGAAGGAAGGCAGCAUAUAGGAACUAGCAGGUGCUUGGAAAUAGGUCAUACUGGGACGGCCAAAAAGCAGCGGAGGAGGAAAAAAAGUCUGUUUGCAUAUAAAUCAAGAAGACAGACGAUAAGUUUUUUAAAUAUUUCUUUCAGCUCUUUUUUUUUCUGAGGACUCACUUUCUUUCCCAGCCUUCUCUUCCUCUGGGGUCCUCUUCCUCAGAUCAUCCUUUCAUUCCUCUUCUUGGACUGCUGUCAUACACAUACACUGCCACUAUGGAAACUGGGAGCCCCAGGAAGAUACAGUUCACCGUCCCCCUUCUGGACACCCACUUGGACCCUGAAGCAGCUGAACAGAUUAGAAGGCGUCGACCAACACCUGCAACUCUUGUGGCAUCCAGUGAUCAGUCAUCGCCAGAAAUCGAUGAAGAUCGUCUGCCUAACCAGUUGUACAAGGCAGCUUUGUUGAACUCUCCUCGUCAGCGGCGGAAAGGACAAAAGGGAACACCCACAAUGAAAGAGCUGCAGUUCCUGGUAGAACAUCACCUGUACAGGCAGCAGCAUGGAGGAGGGGAUGAGUGCUCCUCUGAGAGUUGUCUGUCGGAUCGGCCCAGCCCAGAUUCCAUCCCCGUCGGGGAGGACCUCCCUUGCGAUGACGAGGCCACAGCCGAGGCCUUUGAGAAGCUGCGUUGCCAAAUGGAAGAAUUCUCAAGGGACAGUCACACAGAGGCGGCCGGCGGCGGAUUAGAACUCCCUCUUUCUAAGGAGGAUGAGAAUUGCUCUAGGGUCGUUCCAUCGGAUCCUUCAGUGCAGCUAAGCAACGCACAAGCAGACACAAAAGCGGCAACAUGCACCGCCAGUCAGCCCGCCGACGAGAAGACAAAGAAACUCAACCCGGAGACAGAAAAAUGAACGGAAAGUUCUUUUUUUUUUUUGCAUCACAAUGCUGCUCCUUCGACUCAGCCAGCGCGACACAAUGACAGAGGAUUGUGUGUGCAGAUUCACUUCUUAGCCACAUCAGGACAGUCCUUAGGGCUUUAGUUACCAGCCACAAAAUUUACACAUUUAUACCCCUUUUUUGUGCUUUUAAAACAUUUAGCAUCAUUGUUGAGUUUAUUUUAUAUUAUACAGAAAACUCUGCUGAAAAACUGGUGGUGAGCUAGCUGGUGUGCUAGCAAGUCAACAAGAUAAAACUCACACAACCAUCUUUUACCACAAUGUCAACAUUGGUUUUAUCUCGUGUAUUUAAUCAUACAUUGUCAUCCCAUGUGCCAUGGCUUUCCAUCAAAGCAAUAACAUUGUUUUUGUACCCCGUAAAUUACCAAGAAACUCCCAUUUGAAUCCCCAUCAAUAUUAGAUGCAUUCACACUUCAUGUUAGGGAAUCUGGAUCAAAUAUUAAAAAGAUACUUUGCAUUGCGCAGUUUUUGUGACAUAUCACAUGACAUAACUCAUUAAAUAUGUAUUUUAGUUUAAUAUUUAGCAGUUUUUACUAGCUUAAAUUUUACAAAAAGCUUCCUAACUAUACUUUUUAAGUGUCCCACUUUGGUUCAUUGUUCAACCCUUUGUAUUGAGUUGUGGGCUCCUAUAGAGCAGCUACACACAAUAACCCGCACAGAAAACUGUUUAGAUUUUGCUCCCCGUAGUGAUUGGUCACACGCCCAAAGGGCUUCCUGAACCAUAUAAGGAAGUCCGCCCUUCUGUGACAUCACAAAGGGUCAGUUUUACCACGCCUUUUGAAACCGAGUGUUUUGAGCCAUUCCAAACUUCUUUCAGGGCUUACUUUCAAAUGCAUAAACCUCAUUAUCUGAAACUUGGGCAUCGUUUAACACGAGAAUACAACAUUCUAACUACAUUUAUAGGUCAGAAAAGUGGAAAAAGCGUAAUUCAAAAGAAACUCCGGUUCAUUUGCUUUGCUAGUACUGGUUGUUUGGUUAACUUGGUCAGCAAAAAUCAUACGGAUAUGACAAAUAUGGAACAGAAAAUUAGCUGGAAGUGAUGUCUCUCUGCUCUGAUCUAUUCCUCUGUGUGUGAUGAUGGCACUUUUUGAAAGAAUAUUUGAGAUACUUUUUGUGAAAUUUAAGAUGGUAAAUAUAGCAGAUUAUUGAGUAGGCCAUGGAAGUCAAGUCCUUACUUGAUGGAUAUGUUUAUGCUACAUGCGCAACCUUAAUUCAGGUAUGAGUGCUUUCUUCCAAAAAUCUUCACAGGUCAUAUUAAAAAACACCUUCUUGCAUGGUAAUAUUCAACUUUUUAAAAUAGUACAGCCACUAACACAUUUUCAAUACUAUCAAAGCUCAUACUUUGUGAGUAUUUGUCAUUCAGCAUUCACAGCCCCGCAAAUUUGUGGAUUCUUGGUAAACAUUUCUUCCGAACAUAGAUUGUUUUUUUCCACAGAAAACACAUCUCGUUCACCCUAAAUUGGUAAUCAUUUAUAAAUGCGAUUAACGUACAGCAUAGUACACGUACCACUGUCAAAACUGCCCAAAAUUUUUAAAUUUUUUAUGCUUUAUUGAUAAGCUAUGCCGUUAUUAAACCCAAUUCCAGAUUGUUUUUUCUUCAAGUGUUGCGAUUUCAUAUUUUGUUCAACGGUCAUUGAACACACCAUAGUUGUGACUCAUCUGUUUAUGGAUUAUCUUACAUCCAUUACAUUUUAUACUUUAAAUGCAUUUAUUAAGUGUUGGGAAAGGGAGACUUCUGGAGGCCUGUUUCUUGACAACUUGACAAUUUUCAUUUUUUUUUCCAUUUGGUGGUGGUCCCGUGUAAAAAGCGAGGAUCUACUGUACUGUAGUCACAACAUUAUAAACUCUUAAAGUGGCAUUAUUAUGUAGUGAUGUGACAAUCCUUCCAUAACUCCUUUACACUGUACAUUCUACACAUUGGAGUUUCAGGAGUGAAAUGUAUUUCACAGAUGCCAAAAAAUACUAAUUUAUUCAAACAAAAACAACAAACCACACCAGACAAUGAUAAUGAAAUACAGUCAAACAAAUGUCUGCCAUUUGCUGUUUUUCCUGCUCUGUAUUUAUGGAUUCUGUAUUGUUUGUUCUGUUUAAAUAAUAAAAAUAGUAAUAGUUUUAACUAAAUCCAGGGGAUAGUAGUUCAAAGUUUACUUGAAUUGAUGACUCCAAAAUGUGUUUGAUACAAUAAAAUGUUUAA
Molecule: messenger RNA, 3143 nt
Organism: Doryrhamphus excisus (bluestripe pipefish)
Lineage: Eukaryota; Metazoa; Chordata; Actinopteri; Syngnathiformes; Syngnathidae
Product: protein phosphatase 1 regulatory subunit 1A-like
Biological process (GO): intracellular signal transduction
Cellular component (GO): cytoplasm
Molecular function (GO): protein phosphatase inhibitor activity
Source: RefSeq, a predicted model, not a curated record